Molecule: messenger RNA, 2132 nt
Organism: Podarcis raffonei (Aeolian wall lizard)
Lineage: Eukaryota; Metazoa; Chordata; Lepidosauria; Squamata; Lacertidae
Gene: NPFFR2
Product: neuropeptide FF receptor 2
Exons: 4
Coding region: 325-1599 (424 amino acids)
Biological process (GO): regulation of adenylate cyclase activity; G protein-coupled receptor signaling pathway; regulation of MAPK cascade
Cellular component (GO): membrane
Molecular function (GO): peptide binding; neuropeptide receptor activity; opioid receptor binding
Source: RefSeq, a predicted model, not a curated record
UGCGACCGAGAGUGGGCAAAGCGCAGAGCGCACAGCCGUCGCGUGGCUGACUCCGUCGUGCCACCGCCGCCGCCUGGUCGCUUGCAGCAGCAGGAGCCACGGAGAGGACAGAGAGAGACGCGCCUUCGACUAAACCGCCAGGGGCAAGGAGGCCACGAGAGGCUCCGAGGUCCGGACAUGGGACUCGUGGAACAUGAACCGCCGGAGGGCGGCGGAUCUUGGCGGAACUGCGCGCCCGCCAGUUGGAACUUGGAGGACCUCUGCCUACGCAGCGUCCCGCUUCCGUGGGGAGCUUUGCCUUAACCCGUCAAGCGCACUUUUAACAUGGGCAAGAACCUGGACUCCAGUCCGUCUGUCAGCGGACCUCCCGUGAGAAAUUGCAGUGGACAUAUAAGCAGCUGCAACAUGGAGACCAACAUUUCCUAUGUGGGUUUCUACCUCCAUCAGCCACUCGUGGCUGCAGUCUUCAUCAUCUCCUACCUUCUCAUCUUCCUCCUGUGCAUGAUUGGCAAUGGAGUGGUGUGUUUCAUCGUGCUGAGGAGCAAACAUAUGCGCACUGUCACCAACCUCUUCAUCCUGAACCUCGCUGUCAGUGACCUGCUGGUGGGGAUAUUUUGCAUGCCCACUACCUUAGUGGAUAACAUCAUAUCAGGAUGGCCCUUUGGGAAUAUUGCCUGCAAGAUGAACGGAAUGGUCCAGGGAAUAUCUGUCUCAGCUUCUGUCUUCACUUUAGUGGCAAUUGCAGUCGACAGGUUCCGCUCCAUUGUUUACCCUUUCAAGCAGAAGCUCACCAUCUGGACAGCGGUUGUCAUCAUAGUUGUCAUCUGGGUCCUGGCCAUUGCCAUCAUGUGCCCGUCUGCCGUGAUGUUGAAGGUGGAAGAAUCCCGGCAUUUCCGAGUGUUGCUCGGUUACGGCAACAGAACCAGCCCCAUAUACUGGUGCCGGGAGGACUGGCCGAACCAGGACAUGAGGAAGAUCUAUACAACCGUGCUCUUUGCCAACAUCUACCUGGCCCCUCUGUCCCUCAUUGUCAUCAUGUAUGCCCGGAUUGGGAUCACGCUCUUCAACACCUCGUUGCCUGCCUCUGGGAAGCAGGGCCAGGAGCGCCACUCUGUCUGCAGGAAGAAGCUGAAGGUCAUCAAGAUGCUCAUCAUCGUGGCAUUGCUUUUCAUCCUCUCCUGGCUGCCCUUGUGGACCUUGGCGAUGCUCUCCGACUACGCUGACCUGAACGAGGAACAGCUGCAGGUCAUCAACAUCUACAUCUACCCAUUCGCUCACUGGCUGGCCUUCUUCAACAGUAGCAUCAACCCCAUCAUCUAUGGCUUUUUCAACGAGAACUUCCGGCGAGGCUUCCAGGCAGUUUUCCGGCUUCAGCUCUGCUCUGGGGAUGGGAUGCCCAGGGAAACCUACUCCCAGCGUGGACAGAGCAAUGCCAUUUUGCCAGCAGCUGAUCCGCAGGAGCCGGAGCAUAGCCUUACAUCAGCGAUGAUGGGGAAGUCAACUCAGAAAGGGAACUGGAUGGACAAGACGCAGGUUUUGAUGAUGGAGAACCUCGAACAGGUUUCCAACAACAAUGGUGUUAAGCAGGACCUGCUAUAAACUACCUCAGCCGUUUGGUUUUGCCAAAAGAGCCAUGAUAUUCAAGCCCUAUCUGGCAAAAACAUCUGCAGCUGUUUUAGGACUUUCUUGCUUGUACAGUGUAUAUACGUUUUUGUAAUUACAUCUGAUGGUUAGGGGGUCAGGGGGCGAAGUGGUUUCCUAUGCCAGUACAAACCAGGAAUGUUUAUAUCAUAAGCUAGAAAUGAUAUUUGGACCAUCUCACUGGAGUAGUCUCAAAGUCCUGACUCUAAGGGAGCUCUGGAUCUUAGCAGGAUGCAGCCUGUUGCAAAACCUAUCAGUGUAAGCUUGACCAGCUUUUAUCUAAGACAUACUGUCAGUUAGAAGGCCAACACCCUUCAGACUGGGAAAUAUUUCCUGUUGAAAAGGCAAUCCUGGGUCACUCAAAACAAUCAAAACUCCUGGAUAUGCCCUAACACUCCAUGGCCUUAACAUAAACAUUUACCUCUUUUAUUAAUUAUUUUAGAAUAUAUAUUUUAGGUCACUUACAUGGAAGGUACCAUCACCCUGAGAAU